UAACUCAGUGUGGAGCUGAGCUUGUUCAUAAAUGACCUAUACACUGUGUAUUUCAUGGUUAAAGAGUACAGUUCAACACUUCAUGAGGAUCAGGUUCCACUCUACAAAUACAUACAUGUAACACAGAUCCACCAAGGUUAACAAUUUAAAUAAAUGGUAAAACAUUUUCUGCUAGAGAUGUCACUAAACCAAGAGUUGUUCAAUAAAAGCAGUCAUUCUUUGUUAUUAAGUAUCUUUGGUUUAUGUGCAAUCCUGUGGUUGUAAUUGUAAUGAAUAUCAUCCAUGUUAGACUAAACGCUGAUGAUGUCUAGAUGAGCAUUUGUGGUGACAACUGCAAGUGAUGCAGGCAGGUUGUAUUGAAUUUGCAUUAUGGCAUCUACACGCCUGCAUUUGUGCUCAUGGGCGGCUUCUUAAGUGUGCCUGCAUUUGUAAUUGUGGGGGUUUCGAGGAUGGAGAGAGAGGGAGUAAGGACUGUGGGUAUGGAGGACAUGACAGGGAGGGGGAGAGGGUCCUGAUGCUGAUGUCUCUGCUGUAACCUUGGUUGCUAUAGAACAGCAGCAGGGUCUGCCCUUCCCUUUUAGUCAUUGGCUUGCCACUCUGACCACAAGCCAUGUGGUUUGGGCAGCAACCAAUGAAAUGGAGGUGAUGCUCCUUUAAUAGUGUUCUGUCUUAAAGAGACAGCAUCAUGUACCUUGUUUGUUUUAUUCUAGAUAUUCUUUCAAUGUUGCACAUCCAUUUUAAUGACAAUAUUCCCUUUUUUAAUCAGUCAUGCUUUUGAUUAAAGGACAAAGGGAGAGAUGAUAGGAGAUGGGUUGAAAGGACAUCAUUCAUGUGUGUGCACAAACAAUGUGUGCAGAGAAAUCUCCUGGGGUGAUUAGAGUCUCUGUGAAUAUGUCGCUGCCUUUUCACAGCCGCAGCUAAGCUACAGAAAUCCUCCACACUGUGCCAACAUGGAGGUACACAUGAAUAUUCCCACUCAGUCUCUCACUCUUAUUCACACCCUUGCACACACACAUAUUUUCAACAGACGUACAUGCUGUCUUGUCGCACAUGCGCACUCAGGCUGAGAGCAGAAGCAAGCACAGACGCACACACACACACACACACACACACACACACACACACACACACAUGCAUGCGCCUGCAGCCACACUGCCUGAUUAGCUUGCGAGAGCUGUCUACAGCAUCCAGGGAAAUGGCGCAAGAGGCAAAGCAUUGGAGGAGGAACGGCAGCCUAAAGCGGCAGGAUUAGACCUCUGGCUUUUUGGCCAGCUGAGGCAUGGAUUGACUCGGAGCAGGGGACUGGGAUACGGAGCUAUCAGGAGGCAGACUGUCUGACUGUGGACUGACUGUGUGUUGCUGGGAUCAGUGUGAGACGGCACAGGCUGCAGGUUGAUGCUCCGGUAGGACUGGGCCGGGCCUCUGGAUCCGUACCGUGGGGGAGGGGCAGUCGAUGCAGGGAGAGGGAGCCUGUUUUUCCAGACCAGAGCCCUACUGUGAUUCUUGAGCCUGACUGUCUGCUACAGGCCUGCCUGCAUCCCUCUCUCUCUCUUUCUCUCUCUCAUCCUCUCCAUUCUUGUUUUGCUCUUGCUAAUGUCAUAUGUUUGUCCCUUCUUCCUUCCCCCCUAUGUUCCCGUGGUCAUCCAAGCUCCCUUUACCUCCAUCAUCUGAGACUAUGGUCAUCUUUCUGUCCUACCGCCAUCGUCACUCCGUCCCUCUCACCUCCAUCAUCUGAAUUUUUUAUUACUGUUUGUCAAGCAGCUCUGCCCUCGCAACACCAUUUUUUCCGUUGACAUCUCUCUCACAUCCUCACUCCUCUCCACCCUCGGCUCCUCUCUGUGCCCUUCAGACGGUCCCUCGCUCCCUCUCUCUUUUCGUUUCCCUCCAUCUUCCCUCUUUCGGCUCCCAUCCACCUCUACCUUGCAGUGACUUUAGAUUUGGGACAGUCUGCUCAGCAAAUGGGAUGAGAUGUAGUCUCCACAGCAGCCGGAUCCAGGGGGCUCCUGGUCUGCCCAUCAGGGGGACCCUCAUCUUCGGACCACAUUGAGGCUGGAGCCCGACUCUGGACUGACUGGGGGGCCUGCUUUGGGGUGCUGCAUGUAGGCAAGGCCAGUCUGCACCAGCUACCCCUACCGUCACCCCCUUCCCCCCCCCGGCUCCUUCGCCCCCCACUCGGGGCAGCCGUCACUCUGGAGUGUCCCGGCUUGACCAGCUGUGGCCUCUCCUCACACACCCUGCCGACGCCCUCAUGCCACUGGGGCACACACAGCGCCCCCGCUCCGCUCCACUACCGCACCUCCUGCCUGUGCCAUCGGCCCAAACCCCCCGUGACCCUCAACAUGGGUGUGGUAGAGGCCAUUGACCCGGAGCCAUCCCCUUGCCCCUCGCCUGUACCAGGGGGCUACAGGCUGCCCCGCUCCUCCAGCUACAGCCCCCUGCAGGGGAGGGCAGGGGCAGAGCUGGACCUGGGUGCAGCUGGAGGGGUUCUGGAGGGGAAUGGGACGGCGGCGGAGCGCAGGACGCCCCUAGUCGACCUGUUCUGUGAAACCUGCUCCAGGCCCUGGCUCAUCGGUUGGUGGGACCAGUUCAAGAGGAUGUUGAACAGGGAGCUGUCCCAUUUGUCAGAGAUGAGUCGCUCAGGGAACCAGGUGUCAGAAUACAUCUCCACUACCUUUCUAGAUAAGCAGAACGACGUGGAGAUCCCAUCCCCGACUUUAAGGGAGAGGGAGAAGCCCAUGUGUCACAUCAGCGGUGUGAAGAAGCUCACGCACAGUUCCAGCCUUUCAAACUCCACCAUGCCUCGGUUUGGCGUGAAGACUGAACACGAGGAUGCGUUAGACAGGGAGCUGACUGACUUAAACAUGUGGGGCCUUAAUAUCUUCCGUGUGGCGGAGUUCUCUAAUAACAGACCCCUCAGCUGCAUAAUGUUUUCCAUCUUCCAGGAAAGAGAUCUGCUAAAUACCUUUCGGAUCCCCGUGGAUACGUUUGUCACCUAUGUGAUGACCCUGGAGGACCACUACCAUGCCAACGUGGCCUACCACAACAGCCUCCACGCUGCAGAUGUCACUCAGUCUACUCAUGUACUACUAUCCACGCCGGCUCUAGAUGCUGUGUUCACUGAUCUAGAGAUACUAGCUGCGUUAUUUGCGGCUGCCAUCCACGAUGUGGACCAUCCAGGAGUGUCCAACCAAUUCCUCAUAAACACAAAUUCAGAGCUAGCCCUGAUGUACAACGAUGAGUCUGUGUUGGAGAACCAUCACCUAGCUGUGGGCUUCAAGCUGCUUCAUGAAGACAACUGUGACAUCUUCCAGAACCUGAGCAAGAGGCAGAGACAGAGCCUGAGGAAACUUGUCAUUGACAUGGUUUUGGCAACAGAUAUGUCUAAACACAUGAGUUUGCUGGCCGACCUCAAGACUAUGGUGGAAACGAAGAAAGUGACAAGUUCUGGAGUAUUGCUGCUUGACCAUUACAAUGAUAGGAUACAGGUGUUAAGGAACAUGGUGCACUGUGCUGACCUAAGCAAUCCCACGAAACCCCUGGCUGUGUAUCGACAAUGGACGGAGAGGAUCAUGGAGGAGUUCUUCAGGCAGGGAGAUAAGGAGAGAGAGCGAGGGAUGGAGAUCAGCCCCAUGUGCGACAAACACACUGCGUCUGUGGAAAAGAGCCAGGUGGGCUUUAUUGACUACAUUGUCCACCCGCUGUGGGAGACAUGGGGGGACCUUGUGCACCCUGAUGCCCAGGACAUCCUGGACACUCUGGAGGACAACAGGGACUGGUACCAGAGCACUAUCCCACAAAGCCCCUCGCCACCACCUGUGUGCCAGGAUAAGGAUCUAAACGUCUGCAUGGACAAGUUUCAGUUUCAGCUCACCCUGGAGGACGGCACUCAGGGAGAAGAGGAGGACGAGGGGGACAAGCAUACACUGAACCACGUGGCACAAGACUGCAGUCAGGGGGAGGAGGAGGAGGAGGAGGAAGAAGAGGAGGACAAAAAAGAGGAGGACAUAAUGGCAGAGGAGGAAAAUGGGGACAUUAUAGAAGAGGAAGAGGAGGUAGCAAUGGAGGAGGAGGAGGUGGAGGAGGAACAGGAGGAGGAGCUAAAGGCUCAGUUGGAGGUGAGAUCUGAAAAGGAGAGACUUUCUGACACAAGUCCUGUAGAGGAAGAGGAAGAUUCUUCUUCACAAGCCGAAGAUACAUGAGUUCUGCUCCCGUAUCUCCCUCCUCCCUUGCACACAUCAUUUUGUUCAUCCUUUUCAAUGGCCAAACCAAGAACAAAUAAGACUGCAAUGACAGUACAGACCUUUAAAUAUAUUUUUCAAAAAGGGAAUAAAUGUAAACCGCUUCAAGAGAAGGUAAUUACACAGCAACUGUAGAUUUGGAGUGGUGACAAGUCCUCCGAACCGAUUUCACAACGAACUUUAGACCAAGAGGAACUGAGGAGAGCAUUCAAGACGGACAACUGAAGACAGCGUAGCACUCUGGGACUGUGAUGCACACACACAAACACACACACACACACGCGCACACGCACACACACGCACACACACACACACACA
Molecule: messenger RNA, 4556 nt
Organism: Trematomus bernacchii (emerald rockcod)
Lineage: Eukaryota; Metazoa; Chordata; Actinopteri; Perciformes; Nototheniidae
Gene: pde4a
Product: phosphodiesterase 4A, cAMP-specific
Exons: 10
Coding region: 2340-4199 (619 amino acids)
Biological process (GO): signal transduction
Cellular component (GO): cytosol; perinuclear region of cytoplasm; nucleus
Molecular function (GO): 3',5'-cyclic-AMP phosphodiesterase activity
Source: RefSeq, a predicted model, not a curated record